Molecule: messenger RNA, 3687 nt
Organism: Insectozyma verbasci
Lineage: Eukaryota; Fungi; Ascomycota; Pichiomycetes; Serinales; Debaryomycetaceae
Source: the annotation of a GenBank genome assembly
AUGGAUAGUGAAGGAGUUCAACAAAUUAUAUCAGCACUAAGUAUUGUAUAUGAUCCAAAAUCAACUAAUCAAAAAAGAAGAGAAGCUCAAGAUUUUCUUGAAAUUAUAAAAUCAAAUCAAGAAUCUCCAUUUUGGGGUUAUCAAUUAGCUUUACCUGAAAAUAAUGGUGAAAAUCAUAUUGUUCGUCAUUUUGGUUUAUCAUUAUUACAAUCUUCAAUAAGGUAUAAUUUUCAUACUUUUAAUUCAACAAAAACUUCAGCUAUUCGAAAUUGGAUUAUAGAUUUAUCAAAUAAAAUAAAGCAAAAUGAUCCUCAUUAUAUAAAAGAAAAAAUUGCAUUAUUAUGGGUAUCAAUUGCAAAAAGAAUUUGGGGUAGUCAUUUAAUAAAAUCUAGAGAUGCUAAAGAAGAAGAAAAUGGAUCAAGAAAUAAUUCAAUUACUGAACAAGAAGCGAUUGAUGGCUGGGUAUCAAUGGAUUCUGAUUUAUGGAAAUUAUGGGAUUCAAAUAUAACAUGUAGAGAGUUAUCAUUGAUUAUAAUUCGAACUUUAUUUGAAGAUAUUUAUUUAUUAGAUGAUGCAAUUGCUUCAAAAAGAAGUGUUAUAUUAAAUCAAUUAUCUAUAUUAAUUAUAACACCAAAUACUAUAUUAGAAACACUUUAUGAAAAUAAUCCAAAAAUAACGAUUUGUAAAUCACUGGAAAAUGGUUGGUUUAUCGCAUGGUCACAAAUUUUAGUUGAGGUGUUAAACAAUAAAUAUGAAGAUCCAACAAGUCAAAUAUUUAUACCUAAAAUAUUAUCAGCUUUUAAGACAUGCUUACAUUGGAUCCAUCCGCAAGUUUUAAGAGAACAAAAUAUAAUGCAAACUUUAAUUAAUAUAUUAUCAAUACCCAAUGUUAAAUUGAAAACUUUAGCAGUUGAUUGUUUACAUAUCUUAUUUACGAGAAAUUAUACCCAACAUGAAGAUUUUGAAUUUUUUAUAGGUUCAGUCUUUACAACUGAAGGUAUUUCAAAAUUACAAGAAUUUUAUCAAUCUUUACAGAUAGAUCCAAAUGAUAUCGAUGAGUUAAUAUAUUCAUUGUUGAAAAAAACUGUUGAGAUGAUAGUUUCCCUCAGUGAAUAUCUAAAUUUAAGCUCAAAGAACAAAAUAUCAUGGGAUCAAGCUGAUGUAAAUAAAUAUUUACAAUUAGUUUUAGAUACUACACAACAUUCAAGUUUAAUUAUAUCUGGUUUAUCACUACAGAUGUGGGUCACAAUUUUACGAUUUGAUGAAUUAAGCGCAAAAGAACCAAUAAUAAAUUUAAUGCCUCAAUUAUUGGAAAUUGCAGCUAAUAGAACAAUAAAUUUUACAUUUAAUGAAGAAAAUGAUUCCAAAAAGUAUCUUGAUAUUGAUUUUGAUUCAACACCAGAUGCAAAUUCUUUUUUACAAAAUUAUAAAAAGUUUAACGAAGACAUUGUUAGGAUAACAGUUUGUAAAAAACCGGAAGACGGUUUAAUGUGGUUAGAAAAUAGAUUGCAAAAUUUCUUCAGUUCAAAUUUAGGUACUCAAUGUAUUAAUGAAUAUCAUUUAAAUGAAAAAUCAGAUGCUUUUAACUAUGGAAGUUCACAAUUUAAUAUAAUUGAGAAUAGUAUACGUGGGAUAUCAAGAUGGAGAAUAUGGUAUAAUGGAGAAGAUUUUAAUUCUAUAAAUGACAGGUUAAACAGACUAGUUGAGUCAUUGGGCGAACGAUUAUUAGCUAUGAAAUUAGCAUCUCCAUUAUUGAUCAGAAAACAAGUUCAAACUUUGGUCCAAUUUGCACCAUUAUUAAAAGAUGUUAGUUCAACUUUAAUGUUUCAAGUUUUAGAAAAUAUACUAACAACUGCAACUUUUCCAUAUUCUCCAAAUAUAAAUGAUGAAGAACUGGAAUUAAUCCGAGAUUUAAGAGCAAGUUGUGGUACUGAAUUAAAUAGAUUAGCUUAUAUAAUGCCAGAAGCAUUGAAAAAGAUUUUUGAUGAUUUAGAAAAUGUGGUUGCUAAUAUACUAUCCUCCAAGAAGGUUAGUGAUCAUGAAAAUGUUGCUUUCAAAUCUUUUUUACUAGUUAUAGCUUCAAGAUCAUCAAUAACAGACAAAAAUGAAUUAUUUGCUAAAAUUGUUGACCCCGAUCUAUCUGCAUGGUCGGCACCACAAACAGAAAAAGGUUUAAUGGAUUUACAUUGGUUUAUGGAAAGAAUUGGUAUUGUUGAAAUUGCAUCAUAUUUUCAAAAAAGAGGUAUAACUGCAACUACGAAUUUAUUAGAAGCUAAAAUGGAUGAUGAAGGUAAACAAUUGAAAACUAAAUUAAAAGAUCAUUGGUCAUCAAUUUUUCCAAUCAGAGCUACAAGAAUUUAUAUUCAGUAUAGUAUAGAAAAAUUAAAUCACGAUUCACCAGAAUAUUUAAAUUUAUUAAAAUUAUGGAAACCAAGAGUUCAACCUAUAAUACCUCAUAUUUUACAAUUAUUAACACAAAUUCAAGCAUAUCAUAAUCCAGAAAACUGGAAAGAUUUACCUGCUGAAGUACAAGCAUUUGUUCAAUAUAGUUGUACUGAAAGAUUUUGGCAACAAGGUGUUUCAAUUCAAUCAAAAGAAACAUUUAUUGAAGAAAAUGUUAAAGCUGCAUUGACAUUACGAGAUUUUGCUGAUUCUGUUGGACAUUUGAUUAGAUAUACUAGAGAAUAUGCAUUUUUAACAGUUGGUUCCGUAGCUCAAUUAGAAGAUACAUUAUAUGAAAUACCCAAUGUUGCACUGAUGAUUUGGAAAGCAGUAGCUGGUGAUACUGUUGGAGUUACAUUACAUUCUUGGAAACAUAUGAUUAAUUCAUGUUUAAGAAUUGUUGUUAAAUUUUGCCCUGUUAAAUAUGUUGAAGUUUUUAUGAGUGAAUUAUUACCUACAUGUUUAAAUGAUAUAGAUAAAUUAAUUGUAUCAAAAUGGGAAAAAGUUUAUUCUACUGGAUUACAAUUACAAGGAAAUGAAGAUGAUGAAACGUUAUCAGAAGAAAUGAUGGAAGAACAUAUGUUACGACAAUUAACUGCAACUGUAGUUAGAUUAUUAAUGGAUAUAAUUGGACAAUAUAAUUCAAAAACAAUAUCAGAUACUCAAUCUGCAUGUAGGAAAUUAGUGAUUGAAAAUAAAGAAGUUUUGGCUCCAUUUUUACAAAUUUGUUGUGAUAUAAUAUGUUUUAAAGAUACAAAAUGUUCAUUUAAUACUAUCCUUGUAAUUAGAAAUAUUUUACAAGAUAUAGUAUUGAAAGAUGAUGAAGUUGAUAAAUAUUUAUGUGAUCAUUUGAUAAAAUCGUUAUUGCAAGUUUUAUUAGAUGAUUACUUUGUUGAAACUCAUUCAGAAGCUGCUAUUGCAUUAACUACGUUAUAUUGUUCAUUAAGAUCUAAAAAUGAUUAUCCAGCAAGGAUCCUAAUUCAAUGUUUACCCAAUAUUACAACUCAACAUAUUACAAAUUUUGAAAGUUUAUUAGUUAGUUCAAAAUCUUUAAGACAUCAAAGAAGUUCAUUAUUAGAAUUAAUUAAAAUUUCAAAAGAUGAUGGAACUAAUGAUAAUGAUGAAAUGAAUAAACGUAAUAAAGAAUUGGAAAAUGUACAACAAAGAAAAAAGAAAUCAUUUGAUGUAAUGAAUGAUCCAUAUACUGAAAAUGGUCCAUUAAAUAAUUUAUUUGAAGAAGAAUAA